GCGGGCUUUGUGAAGAUGGCGACGCCGGAGGUGCUGGAGUCAGACCUGCCAAAUGCCGUAGCACUUUUGAAAAACCUCCAGGAGCAGGUGAUGGCUGUCACUGCACAGGUGCAAGCUCUGACCAAAAAAGUUCAAGCUAAAGCCUAUCCUACAGAGAAGGGUCUCAGCCUUUUGGAAGUGAAAGAUCAGCUGUUAUUAAUGUACCUUAUGGAUCUGAGCCAUCUCAUUCUGGACAAAGCCUCAGGAGGGUCUCUUCAGGGACAUCCUGCAGUUUUGAGACUGGUGGAGAUUCGCACGGUUUUGGAAAAGCUUCGUCCUUUGGACCAAAAACUGAAGUAUCAAAUUGACAAACUGGUGAAGACGGCAGUGACAGGCAGCCUCAGUGAGAGUGACCCACUCCGUUUUAAGCCUCAUCCCAGCAAUAUGAUGAGCAAGUUGAGCUCUGAGGAUGAGGAGGAAGAUGAAGCAGAGGAAGGCCAGUCUGGGGCUUCAGGGAAGAAAUCUGGAAAAGGGACAGCUAAGAAAUAUGUUCCACCACGCUUGGUUCCAGUGCAUUACGAUGAAACGGAAGCUGAGCGGGAGAAGAAGCGCCUAGAACGAGCCAAGAGACGGGCAUUGAGCAGUUCUGUCAUUCGUGAACUAAAGGAGCAGUACUCAGAUGCUCCGGAGGAAAUCCGUGAUGCUCGGCAUCCUCAUGUUACUCGACAGAGCCAGGAGGAUCAGCACAGGAUUAACUAUGAGGAGAGCAUGAUGGUGCGUUUAAGUGUCAGUAAGCGGGAGAAAGGACGGCGAAAACGAGCAAAUGUCAUGAGCUCACAAAUUCAUUCCCUCACGCACUUCAGUGACAUCAGUGCUUUGACAGGAGGAACCCCUCAUCUUGAUGAGGAUCAGAAUUCUACUAAGAAGCGGAAGAAGAUACCUAAGAAAGGUCAGAAGAAAAAAGGUGUGGGGAGUGGAGCGACAGACGGAGAGAGGCGUGAGGACACAAAGGAGGAAACACGCCAUUGCCAAGACCCCAAGGAAGGAGGAUGGAGAGGCUGGCAGUCCUGCCUGGCCCCCAGCCAGUUUCCUGCUAAAGAUGGCCAGAUCCCCUUGCCUGGCAGGCAAUUCGACAGCACUCUCAAGCGAGCGUCUCCGCCUUCCAUUCAUCCACGUCUCCGUCAGCACCAGCCUGGCCCAAGCCAUUACUGUCGCUUGCCUGAACGAGUGCAACAGACUCCACGUUGGCCUCCACUUCCACUACUGCCCCUCCUUCCGCUCAGAAUGAUCUUUUAA
Orcinus orca (killer whale) is the source of this 1275-nucleotide messenger RNA. RefSeq names its product neuroguidin (gene NGDN). The transcript has 12 exons. Lineage: Eukaryota; Metazoa; Chordata; Mammalia; Artiodactyla; Delphinidae. The record is from RefSeq and is a predicted model, not a curated record. Gene Ontology annotation, cellular component: nucleolus; small-subunit processome. Bases 16 to 1275 code for a protein of 419 amino acids. Gene Ontology annotation, biological process: maturation of SSU-rRNA from tricistronic rRNA transcript (SSU-rRNA, 5.8S rRNA, LSU-rRNA).